Zymoseptoria tritici IPO323 is the source of this 3516-nucleotide messenger RNA. RefSeq lists its product as uncharacterized. The transcript has 6 exons. The coding region runs from base 1 to 3516 and encodes 1171 amino acids. NCBI's taxonomy places the organism in Eukaryota, Fungi, Ascomycota, Dothideomycetes, Mycosphaerellales, Mycosphaerellaceae. The record is from RefSeq and is a predicted model, not a curated record. Gene Ontology annotation, molecular function: phosphopantetheine binding.
AUGGACGCCAACAACUCCAGCAACAUCGGCAAGCGACUGAUUCCACAAAUUCUGGACGACCUUGCCACUUCGGAUCCAGAUGUACCGGUUUACUCGCUGGUCUCGACUCCCGAUUGUACACAGUCUCGACACGUUUCUGCUCGGGAGUUUGUCAAGGCGGUUGACAAGACGGCUUGGUGGUUGAAAUCUUUGAUAGAGGAUCGGGCAACGACUGCGAUCAGGCCGUUGGGCUACAUCGGACCACACGAUCUACGACACGUCCUUCUCACCUUUGCGUGCGCUCUCUUUGUGUCGCCGAAGAACAAUGUCGAAGGCACACUUGCGGUGUUGGCAGCCACUGGUUGUGACAUAUGGGUGCAUCCCGGUGAACAGUAUCAGUAUCUCCCGGUGGUUGCGAAGAUACUCGUUCAGCGACCAAUGCGAGUUUUGCAGCUUCCUGAACUGGACAUGCUCAUGGACGUAGAGUCUGUCGAGCCUUUCCCGUACACCAAGACAUUCGAUGAAGCCUCUCAAGAUCCAUUCUGCAUUCUGCAUACGUCAGGAACCACGGGCGUUCCGAAACCUGUGGUGUGGACGCAUGCCCUGGUCGGGACAAUGGAUGCCGUGAGGCUGCUGCCACCGACGCAAGGCGACGGCGGACUGCAGCCAUGGACGUCCUUGUUCGAGGCUCGGUCUUCGAUAUAUUCGUCCUUUCCAAUGAGUCAUGGCGCAGGCAUCAUCAUGGACAUUCUGCUACCAGCACUGUUCAACCUCCGAUGCGUCCUUGGGCCUGCGACCGUUCCGUCCAACAUAGACCUGAUCAAUUCGCUUGCCAAGCACGAGCAGAUUGACAUAUGGAGCAUGGUGCCCUCUCUUGUGGACGAGCUGGGCGAGUCGCCCGACGUACUGGAACAGGUCAAGAGAUCCAAGUUCAUAUGUGCCUCUGGAGGUCCCGUUAGUCCGGAUAUUGCAGCAAAGGUCAACAAAUCAAUCAGAGUCUUGAACCUGACGGGCACCACCGAAGGCCUUUUCAUCGGCAACCUCGUAGUACCCCGAGAGGAUUGGUUUUGGUUCGCCUUUCAUCCUUAUUCAGGAUUCGAGUUUCGUGAGACUGAGCCAGGUGUUUAUGAGCAUUGGAUACAUCGAAACGAGCACUGGUCUUUAUUCCAAGGCAUAUUCCACACGUUUCCGGACAAGAACUCGAUCAACAUGAAGGACAUGUACGUCAGGCAUCCGGUCAAGCCCGACUUGUGGUCAUUCAAGGGGAGAAGCGAUGAUGUCGUGGUGCUCUCCAAUGGAUACAAGAUCCCACCGUUGGCCACCGAGGCAUAUAUCACGACACAUCCCGACAUUGCGGGCUGCUUGGUAAUCGGCGACGGAAAACCGCAGCCUGGUCUUUUGAUUGAGCUGAGAGAUCCGACUCGAACAAAAGAUACUGCCCUUUUCGACAGCCUAUGGAAGACCAUUGAAGAGGCUGUUCAGCGAUCCAUGUACAGCGUGCAGCUUGAUCGAGUGUACGUUGCGUUCUCGGAGCCUCAUAAGCCAUUCGUUCGCACGGACAAGAAUACCGUAAAACGACAUGCAACUCUGCUUCUCUACGCCGAUUUCAUCGAACGCUUCUACCAGUCUCGCGAUGAUGAGACCGAACUGGUGGCCAUUGUCGCCACUUCCGAAGCGUCUGUGAUCCAAUCACUCCGCAGGAUCAUUAGCCCUUCAUUGCCGACCAUUGAAGACGCUCCACCGGACGCCGACUUUUUUCAGCUUGGGUUUGAUUCCAUAUUCGUGUUCCGCUUGAUUCGCUCCAUCAACACGGCACUCGCAUUAGACGACAGAGUCUCACCACGUCACAUCUAUGCGAAUCCCACUCUGGCAAAGCUCGCUGCUCUGAUUGUGCGCCUCGCCAGCGGCAAGACCAAAGUCAUGUCGUCGGAUCCGGGACCAGGCAUUGAAAGCGACACAGUCAAACUGAAAGCCAAGAUUGACCAGCAUAGAGCCCAUCAGUCGUUCCGGAUGAACCCAUUCGACUAUAUCAAUCCGAACCACUACAUGGGCAUCAAUCUCUAUUUUGCUCUUGGGGAGGAGCAGACUUUCGAGGGAGUCUUCGCCAAGCUGCAAGCCGGGCUUCGCCGUACUCUGGAUCGCAUCCCCUCCUUGGAUGGGAAGAUGAUGUUCUGUUCGGACCAAGAGAUUGGGCAUAAAAAGGGUGAUUUGCGUUUGACGAUUCCUCCUGUGGGCUACGACGAAGGACACCUCGCGCCACGUCAGCUGACCUUCAAGGACUUGUCAGCAGAACUACCUUCAUUCCGUGAGCUGCAAGAUGGCGAAUUCGUUCCUUCGGCGGUAAGAGAUGACAUGGUCCUUCCAUGCGAUCCCUUCCCUCCUUAUCCCGCCGACAUCAUCGUCUCGCGAGCGAACUUUGUCCGAGGGGGUUGCAUACUGGCCACCAACUUCCACCACGGAUGCCUGGACGGGCUCGGGGUAAUGGUCGCUCUGAAAUUUUGGGCGGAAAGCUGUCGGUACUUGGAUGGCGACUCCACGGCGACGUGCAGCUGGUACGAUCCCGAGAGCUCCAAUCACGACUUACCGGAGAUAUUGUACGAGAUGGAAGGCCGCGCUCGGCCGCUCGCAGAAGUGGAUCCUGGGACCUGGGGAUUCCUACCCUUCCUCCCUCUGGAGACGCCCCGGUCUCAACCAGACGAGGCUCCAUCCCAGAAUUUCGUUCCUCGAGCCAACGAGCCUGCACUGCCUCCGCCUGCAGUAUUCCCUCACAAGCUCCUCUGGCCACCCGCCAUCGAUCCCCAGGGCCGUCGUCUGAAAACCACCAUGUUCCUGAUCACAGCCGCGAAGCUGGAAGCCCUCAAACAAGAAGUCAUCUCCGACCCCGAAUCGAAAGGCGUCAUCACCUCCCUCAGCGAUAUUGUGCAAGCCUUUUUCUGGCGCAUGGCCAUUCGCGCCCGCCACCGUGUCGCAAAGGAGACCCACGGACAGCACUUUUCGCCCGACGAGCCCGCCAUCCUGGAACUCCCCAUCGACGGUCGUCCCUACUUCUCCGCUCUCCUUCCCGAUACCUACAUGGGCAGCAUGCUCAUCCUGAACCGGCCGCACAUGUCCGUCGAGAAGCUCUGCGCGGACACCACGACCAUCGGACACGUCGCCUACGUCCUCCGCGAGUUCGCCGCUCGCGUCACGCCCCAGCUCUUCCACGACGCCUUCACCCUGCUCCGCACCCUGCCGGACUACGACCGCUUCACCCUCGCGGAUAUGGGGCUCGACGGGGUGCACAGCAUGAUUUCCAACAUGAUGCUCUUCCAGCCGACGGAGAUUGCGUUUGGCGAUGGCGUGUUCGACAACGGUGGGUCGCCGCUCGCGCUUCGCCCGCAGAUUGAGCGGGGCGGUCAGCGAUUCCGGUUCUUGGUCAUUUUCCCUAUGCGCGGCGAUGGCGGGGUGGAGUUGGUGCUGGGUACGUUGCCGGAGGAGCGGGAGAUGUUGCUGGCGGAUCCCGAGGUGAAGCGGUAUGCGACGCUGAUUGACGGUUGA